Molecule: messenger RNA, 1119 nt
Organism: Ostreococcus tauri
Lineage: Eukaryota; Viridiplantae; Chlorophyta; Mamiellophyceae; Mamiellales; Bathycoccaceae
Product: Endonuclease/exonuclease/phosphatase
Exons: 2
Coding region: 1-1119 (372 amino acids)
Biological process (GO): base-excision repair
Cellular component (GO): nucleus
Molecular function (GO): phosphoric diester hydrolase activity; double-stranded DNA 3'-5' DNA exonuclease activity; DNA-(apurinic or apyrimidinic site) endonuclease activity
Source: RefSeq, a predicted model, not a curated record
AUGGACCGCGCGCCGGGAACGACGGUCGAGGACGCGGUUGAACCUCUGAGCUUUUUCUGUUGGAACGCCGAUGGAUUGACGAGAAAGUUGAAACGCGACGACGGACGACCGUCGAGGGCGGCGAUGGCGCUCCGGGAGGCGAUCGCGAAGCGCGCGCCGGAUGUGAUCGCGCUGCAGGAGGUGUGGUUGAAGGCGGCGGGUGGAGGGAAGGAGGGAGCUGGGACGCGGGAUCACACGAAAAUGUCGGAUGAGGGUAAGGUGUACGCGGAGGAUAAGGCGGUGAUGGAGAAGAUGCUGGGAGGGUAUCCGUUUCGAGAGUACGACGCGCACUUUUGCCUGGCGGGGGCGAAGCGAUAUGGGACGUGCGUAUUGGUGAAGAAGGCGUUGAAAAAGCCGAUUCGCGUCGCGCGAACGUUGGCGUUGGACGGCACGGACGCGUCACCGGACGAUAUAGAUACGAACGAGGGACGGGUGUUGCUACUGGAGUACGAAAAGGUCAUCGUGUUGAACACGUACGUGCCGCACAACGGCGGGAACCCAGAGCGGUGGGAGAAGCGGGCGAUGUGGGACUUCCGAGUGAAGCGCUUCUUGACGCAUUACAAGGGUAAGAAGGACGUGAUUUGGCUCGGUGAUCUCAACUGCGCGCAUCGAGAUCUCGAUGUCGCACCGAGUCCGGAACAGUUUAUCGGCGUCGGCGGAUUCACUGUUCCAGAACGUCAACGUUUCACGGACAUUUUAUCCACGAGUGAUAUGGUCGACGCCUACCGAGCGCUACACGGGGACAGACAGACUUUUACGUGGAGAGGUAUUGGAAUGGGGUCGGGGUUGGCAAUGCGUCUGGAUUACUUCAUCGUGCCGAGAACGUUCGUUCAUCGACUCAAAUCGUGCGAAACGUCCACGGACCGCUUCGACGACGCGGUCGCUCGCGAGCGACCGAUAUCAUGUUUUUUUGGCUCAGACCACUGCGCUCUGUACCUCACUCUGCACAAACGCGAUGCGAGCGACGCCGAGAAACCAUCGGAGACGAAGGCGGUGAAAAAAGAUGAAGCCGACGAGGAGCGAGAACCAAAACGAGCGAAAGCAAACGAACCGAUCGAAGUCAUCACGCUCACGCCCUGA